AGAUUAUCGCUGUAACGGAGGAUCGGGGCUUGGUCUUGAAGUUUUCAGAUGCAUCUGUAGAUGAAUCAUAACAGCAUCAAGAUGUCGGGACGAUCAGGCCGCGCCGAGACCCGAAGUCGGGCCAAAGAUGACAUUAAAAAGGUUCUGGCGGCCAUCGAGAAAGUCCGCAAAUGGGAGAAGAAAUGGGUGACAGUUGGAGACACAUCCUUACGUAUAUUCAAGUGGGUGCCAGUAACAGAAACAAAGCAGAUAUAUCGCACCAAAUCUACAGGUGGAGAGGUUAGAGGACUAAAAGAUGUGGUCCUGGAAAACACAAACUCUUUACUGGAUUUCACUGAUGAAAACAGCAACCAGAGCUUUCUGUCAGACGUUUACCAGCCUAAAAUGGACAACAGCAGCAGCACCUCCAGCUCGCAGCAGGUCAGCCCUCCACAUACCUCCAGCCUCCGCACUGAAGACUCCCAGCCACCGAUGCUGGGCCAGGAGAGUGUGGAUGAACCGGUUCAUUCAGGACAGGAGGGGGCUGAUGAGCCUCCUACUCUCAUCAAGGAGGACCUCCUUUCAUCAGGAGCUGUCAGACGGAGCACCCCGGACACACAGGAGGAACUAGAUGAAUCGGGGGCGCCGCCUUUAAAGAAGAUUUGCACAGGAGAGAAUGCGGUUCUGAGAUAGCUUAUUUAUGAUCAUUUUGUCAAAAUGCACACGGAUACCUGUCUUCAGUUGUUGUCAGAUUAGCUAAGCAUUCAAAAUUAUUCUAUGGUUCUCUUGACAUAUGUAUGCAAAUAUUACUCAUUACAUUUCAGCAAAUGACAAAAAAAGUAUUUCCUGCAGAGUCUUUGUUCACUUUGAAAGUCUUUAAAGUCUUGCUGUUUUAAGCGAUUUCUGAAAUGAAUGGAGGCGAUUAUCCAAACAUUGUCUGGCAAAUCACAUGCUAUAAAUGUCUAGUUUUCUGGCAACUAACUAAAGUUUCUUAUUUACUCUUUAUGCAGUUGAGCUUUAUUUUUGCAUGUUUCCAUAUCCUAUUGCUUUAUUUUCAAGGUUUACAGGCCAUUUUGAAAAGAUGUUAAACGUGUAGCUUUAUGCAGAUUGAUGUGUAGAUGUGCCAUUAUUAUAUUAAACAUUAUGCCCUUUCUAAAGCAGAUCUUCUUUUGGCUUAUCACAUGCAAGGAUGAAUUCUUUUAAAAAAUAUUUAUAAUAUGAUUUGCCCAUGUUUAUAACUGAAGCCAUUUUGUAAACCAUAAUAAAUGCUACUUUCCAUGUCAAGUCA
Molecule: messenger RNA, 1267 nt
Organism: Lates calcarifer (barramundi perch)
Lineage: Eukaryota; Metazoa; Chordata; Actinopteri; Centropomidae
Gene: bcl7bb
Product: BAF chromatin remodeling complex subunit BCL7B b
Exons: 6
Coding region: 61-672 (203 amino acids)
Source: RefSeq, a predicted model, not a curated record